Coregonus clupeaformis (lake whitefish) is the source of this 3080-nucleotide messenger RNA. RefSeq names its product ankyrin-2-like. Gene Ontology annotation, molecular function: transmembrane transporter binding; spectrin binding; cytoskeletal adaptor activity. Gene Ontology annotation, biological process: protein localization to plasma membrane. The record is from RefSeq and is a predicted model, not a curated record. Gene Ontology annotation, cellular component: neuron projection; plasma membrane. Lineage: Eukaryota; Metazoa; Chordata; Actinopteri; Salmoniformes; Salmonidae.
AACGGUCUGAAUGCGUUGCACCUGGCAGCUAAGGAGGGCCACGAGGCCCUGGUGGAAGAACUACUGGAGAGAGGCUCCGCCGUUGACUCUGCUACUAAGAAAGGGAACACAGCCCUUCACAUCGCCUCACUGGCAGGACAGAAGGAAGUAGCUAGACUGCUGCUGAAGAGAGGAGCCGACAUCAACGCCCAAUCACAGAAUGGCUUCACUCCUCUCUACAUGGCAGCUCAGGAGAAUCACCUGGAGGUGGUCAGGUACCUGCUGGAGAAUGGAGGGAACCAGAGCACUGCUACUGAGGAUGGGUUCACCCCCCUGGCCAUAGCCUUGCAGCAGUGUCAUAACCAGGUGGUCUCCCUCCUCCUGGAACAUGACACCAAGGGCAAGGUGCGGCUGCCCGCCCUGCACAUCGCUGCCCGGAAGGAUGACACCAAGUCAGCCGCCCUGCUGCUGCAGAAUGACCACAACGCUGAUGUUCAGAGCAAGAUGAUGGUUAACAGAACUACAGAGAAUGGAAAGAGUGGGUUUACCCCCCUGCACAUUGCUGCUCACUAUGGCAACGUGAAUGUCUCCACCCUCCUGCUCAACCGAGGUGCUGCCAUAGACUUCACCGCCAGGAACGGGAUAACUCCUCUCCAUGUGGCUUCUAAGAGAGGGAACACUAACAUGGUAGCUCUACUGUUGGACAGAGGAGCUCAGAUAGAUGCCAAGACCAGGGACGGCCUCACCCCCCUGCACUGUGCAGCGCGGAGCGGACAUGACCCCGCCUUGGAACUGCUGCUGGAGAGAGGAGCACCUCUACUGGCUAGGACCAAGAACGGUCUCUCCGCCCUCCACAUGUCGGCCCAGGGAGACCAUGUGGAGUGUGUCAAACACCUGCUGCAGCACAAGGCGCCUGUUGAUGAUGUCACCCUGGACUACCUGACGGCGCUGCAUGUCGCCGCCCACUGUGGUCACUACAGAGUCACCAAGCUGCUGUUGGACAAGAGGGCCAACCCCAACGUCAGGGCACUGAACGGGUUCACUCCGCUGCACAUCGCCUGUAAGAAGAACAGAGUGAAGGUGAUGGAGCUGCUGGUGAAAUACGGAGCCUCCAUCCAGGCCGUGACGGAGUCUGGUCUGACCCCUAUCCAUGUAUCAGCCUUCAUGGGUCACCUCAACAUGGUUCUGAUGCUGCUGCAGAACGGAGCCUCGCCUGACGUCUGCAACAUCCGUGGUGAGACAGCGUUACACAUGGCUGCCCGUGCUGGUCAGAUGGAGGUGGUUCGAUGUCUCCUGAGGAACGGAGCUCUGGUCGACGCCGUGGCAAGAGAGGACCAGACCCCCCUCCACAUCGCGUCCCGUCUGGGGAAGACAGAGAUCGUCCAGCUGUUACUGCAGCACAUGGCUCAUCCUGACGCCUCCACCACUAAUGGAUCCACUCCUCUACACAUCGCUGCCAGGGAGGGUCAGUUAGAGACCACCGCUGUGUUGCUGGAGGCUGGGGCUUCCCACUCACUGGCUACCAAGAAAGGAUUCACUCCUCUACAUGUAGCUGCCAAGUAUGGAAGCCUGGAGGUGGCAAAACUCCUCCUGCAGCGCAAAGCUAUGCCCGACGACGCCGGCAAGAACGGUCUGACUCCGCUGCAUGUGGCAGCUCACUAUGACAACCAGCAGGUGGCGCUGCUGCUGCUCGAUAAAGGGGCGUCGCCCCACGCCACCGCCAAGAAUGGCUACACCCCCCUCCACAUCGCGGCCAAGAAGAACCAGACGUCCAUCGCCUCGUCUCUGCUGCAGUACGGAGCGGAGACCAACGUCCUGACCAAACAGGGGGUGACCCCUCUACACCUGGCCUCACAGGAGGGGCACAGUGAUAUGACCACCCUCCUGCUGGCCAAGGGGGCACACGUCAACACUCCUACUAAAAGUGGUCUGACACCCCUCCACCUCACAGCUCAGGAGGACAGAGUGAAUGCAGCAGAAGUUCUGGCCAAAUGUGACGCUAACCUGGACCAGCAAACCAAGCUCGGCUACACCCCUCUCAUAGUUGCCUGUCACUAUGGAAACGUAAAGAUGGUCAACUUCCUCUUGCAGCAGGGUGCCAGUGUCAACGCCAAAACCAAGAACGGUUACACUCCGCUCCACCAGGCAGCGCAGCAGGGACACACACACAUCAUCAACGUCCUGUUACAGCAUGGAGCCCUACCCAACACUACCACUGGGAAUGGGAACACUGCUCUGUCCAUUGCCAUGCGUCUGGGUUACAUAUCUGUCGUAGACACUCUGAAGGUCGUCACAGAAGAGGUCAUCACCACGACAACGACGGUGACAUCAGAGAAACACAAGAUGAAUGUUCCAGAGACCAUGACGGAGAUACUGGACGUGUCCGAUGAGGAGGCUCUGAGGCAAAUGGAGGACGAGCCGUAUACUGAGAUGUCUGUGGAUGUAGAAGGUGAGGACACUAUGACAGGUGACGGAGGGGAGUACCUGAGAGCUGAGGAUCUGAGGGAGCUGGGAGACGACUCUCUACCUGGACAAUACCUGGACGGAUUCAACUACAUGAGCCACAACCUGGACAGGUCCAUCCAGACCCCUAUCCACCAGCGAGAUGGAGUCCUGAUAGAAGACAUGAUCACCAGCCACCAGGUGUCGUCUCUGUCCAGAGAGAAUGAGAAGGAGUCGUUCAGACUGAGCUGGGGAGCAGAGCACCUGGACAACGUAGUGCUGUCAUCUAGCCUGCUACAUUCUGGCCAAUCCUCACCGUGCCUAGACCAUGACAACAGCAGCUUCCUGGUCAGUUUCAUGGUGGACGCCAGGGGCGGGGCCAUGCGUGGUUGCCGCCACAACGGGCUGCGCAUCAUUGUGCCGCCGGAAGUGUUCUGCUCCGACCGGGUGACGUGCCGCCUGGUGAAGAGGUACGCCUGGCGUCCAUGCCCCCCGGUGGAGGGAGAGGGGCUGGCAGGACGCAUCAUAGAGGUCGGCCCCACUGGGGCACAGUUCCUCGGUAAGCUCCACCUUCCCACGGCCCCGCCCCCUCUCAACGAGGGAGAGAGUCUGGUCAGCAGGAUACUACAGCUGGGGCCUCCUGGCACCAAGUUCCUGGG